AUGGUGGUGGUGUUGGUGUUACCUCUGCUUCCAGUGCCCUGGGAGCUCAGAGCCACUGGGCCUUUGUCCAGGGCAGGCUGCCCGCAGCCCCACCGCCUGCUACCGGGAGCUGAGCCAGUUCCCAGCUGUCACGGGCGCCGCGCUCGGGGCCGCCACAGGGGCACAGAGCUUCCAGCUCUACACCGGCUCCUGAGCCGGGACUCACCCACCGGGCAGCACCGCGCCGUGCUCAGCCGCUGCCCACGGCAGGGCCAUGAGCUGCUAGAGGUGUGGGGCAGCAGUGGGCGCAGCCAUAGCGUGGACCUCACAGCGCUGGGGAAGCAUGGGGAGGUCUACACAGAGGGGCCCUUUGCCUGCCUGGCCUGGUCCCACUCGGAGACACGGCUGCUCUAUGUGGCCGAGAAAAGCCGACCCAAGCGAUGGGCACCCUGCGCCUGGGAUGUGCCAGGAGCAGCCAGGCCGGCGGAGGAGGUCGAGGAUGAGGAGGACAAGGAGCAGUUUGUGUACCACGAGGACUGGGGGGAGGCACUGAGCACCCGCAGCAUGCCUGUCCUCUGCGCCCUGGACCUGGAGAGCAGCAGCCUCUCGGUGCUGGAGGGCGUCCCAGAGCACCUCUCCCCUGGCCAGGCCCUGUGGUCCCCGGGUGACCGUGGUGUGGUGUUCGUGGGCUGGUGGCACGAGCCCUUCCGCCUGGGGCUGAACGCCUGCUCUAACAGGAGGUCAGGGAUUUUCUACUUGGACCUGAGCAGCAGGAGCUGCGAACUGCUGUCAGCCGAGCACAGAGCUGCCUUCUCCCCACGGCUGAGCCCCGACGGCCGGCGCCUGCUCUACCUGGAGGGUGGUGUGGGGGGACCGCAUCGGCAGUGCCUGUGCCUGCGCAUGCUCACCUGGCAGACGAGGCAGACACUGAUGGUGCUCGAUGUAGUGCAGGAGCCCACAGAGGCCUUCGCCGGGCUGUUCACAGAGGUGCUGCCACUGCGGUGCUGGGCAGCCGACAGCCGGCGAGCCGUGCUGGGCACCCCGCAGCGCAGCCGCACUGACCUGCUCCUGGUGGACACGGAGGCAGCCACCGUCACCAACCUGACGGCAGGGUCACCCGAAGGGUGCUGGGAGCUGCUCACCCUCCAGUGGGACCUGCUGGUAGCCACAUGCUCAGCACCACACCACCCCCCUAGCCUGGUAGUGACGGCGCUGCCACCGGCGGGCCAGGAGCUGCCCCUUCGCUGGGUGCCGGUGGAGGACACCCCAAUAGUGCCCGGUGUCACCUGGAAGACCCUGACGGUCCGGUCCCCCUGCAGUGGGCAGACCCCAGCUGUGCACAGCACCCAGGCUUUCGAGGCCCUGCUGCUGAGCCCACCAGACAGCAUGGCACCGCACCCCCUCGUUGUGUGUCCCCAUGGUGGCCCCCAUGCUGUCUUCGAUGCCCGCUGGCGCCCAGGCAUGGCCGCGCUGUGCUGGCUGGGCUUUGCCGUGCUCCUGGUGAACUACCGUGGCUCUCUGGGCUUUGGCCAGGCCAGCAUCAGCUCCCUGCUGUCCCGAGUGGGUGAACAGGAUGUGGCGGACACCCAGGUGAGGGGCACUGGGAUGGAGGGGUGGAGGGUGCUGAUGGAGGUGUGCUGCUGGUGGGGUCUGCUGGGAGGAUGCUAAUGGUGGGCCCAUGGAUGCAGCUGGCAGUGGAGCAGGCGCUGCACAGUGAGCCCCUGGACCCAAACCGCCUGGCCCUGCUGGCUGGUUCCCAUGGAGCCUUCAUCGCCCUCCACCUCCUCACCCGUGAGCCCAAGCGCUACCGAGCCUGCGCCCUGCGCAGCCCCGUUUCCAACCUGCCUGCACUGCUUGGGACCUCCGACAUCCCCGACUGGCGCUACACCUCCCUGGGGCUGCCCUACUCCUUCGAGCGGGUACCACGUGCCGAGGAGGUGGCCACCAUGCUGCUGCGUUCCCCCAUUGCCCAGGCGGCACAGGUGCAGACACCAGUGCUGCUGUGUGUGGGUGCGCGGGACCGACGUGUCAGCCCCACGCAGGCGCUGGAGCUCUACCGGGUGCUGCGGGCCAGGGGGGUGCCCGUGCGGCUGUUGUGGUACCCGCAGGGUGGCCAUGCACUAGCCGGCGUGGAGAUGGAGGCCGAUGUCUUCAAGAACUGCGCCCAGUGGCUCCUUCAGCACGUGGGGAUGCCCUGAUGGGACAGGACAGGAGAGCACAGCCCCCAGCACCUACGGUGACCGCCUCUGUGCCAGCCCCAAGGAUGACCACUGGCCCUGGGGACCAUGCCAGGACCAAAGAAGGAUGAAGCAAGUGUAGCUGGAGGCAGGAUAGGAUGCAAG
Pezoporus flaviventris is the source of this 2321-nucleotide messenger RNA. It is a transcript of the gene APEH, whose product is annotated as acylaminoacyl-peptide hydrolase. Gene Ontology annotation, molecular function: serine-type endopeptidase activity. Lineage: Eukaryota; Metazoa; Chordata; Aves; Psittaciformes; Psittacidae. The record is from RefSeq and is a predicted model, not a curated record.